GAGACACAGACGGAGUGAGACACACGGAAGACGGGAGAGGACAGACUAAGACUUGAAGAUCCAGAAGAAAGAAAAGAAUAAAAGAGGAGGCAGGGAGAGAGACAGAGAGACAGCGAGAGAGAGAGACAGAGAGAGAAAGAGGUUAGUGGUUGGUGGAUUAACUCGGGUUAGAGAGGAUUAGUGGCUGCUGAGGUUUGGUAGUAAAAUCAGUUGUCAGCUCACACUGCUGAUUCACACACUGAGACAUCAGCUCAGUGGAGCUGAGGAAGAGGAGGACGAAGAGCAGUGUGGACGACCACCAUGAGACAAGCUGCUAUGGAGGAUGGUGUAAGUGCGAUGCUGUCAAGUGUGGUGGAGGACGUUGGUCAGGCUGUCCACAGAAACGUUCACGGUGCUCAGCUGCUGCAUGAACUCCUGAGUGCUCCGUGGCUUCACGCUCUGCUAAAGAUUUAUGAGUGCCUGAUGCAGUUCCAGAGGUUGACACCAAGUCCCAUUCUGCCUUAUGCCUCAGGACUCUCACAUGAGAUUAUCAGUACAGUACAGAAGAUCCACCAUCCCUCAGCUGAAGCUCGAGAGCUCUACAGCCUCCUUAACUCUCCUCACGUCCAGGCCCUCCUCUCAUCCCACGACAGUGUGGCCCAGUUAGACUAUGGACCUGUUUUACCUCCUCUGCCUGAUGAGAUGCCUGAUGAUGAGGAGGCCAUGAGGAUUGUUUGUCUGGUGAAGAACAACCAGCCACUGGGGGCAACGAUCAGGAGAGACGAGGAGACAGGAGAGAUCUACAUCGCCAGAGUGAUUCAUGGAGGACUUGCUGACCGCAGUGGCCUCCUUCAUCCCGGUGAUCUGCUGGUGGAGGUGAAUGGAAACCCUGUGGUGGGUUUGGAGCCCGAACAGGUCAUCCAGAUCCUGGUGAAGUCUCGGGGGACGAUCCUGUUUAAAGUCAUUCCUAACCCAGCUCAGAGCAGCAGCAGCCUCAAGUCGGUGUACAUGAGGGCGAUGGUGGACUACUGCCCCCUGCAGGACUCAUCCAUUCCGUGUCCUGAUGCAGGGAUGGCGUUCAGCAGAGGAGACUUGCUGGAGGUGGUGGACCAGUCCGACGGACAGUGGUGGCAGGCCAAGAAGCUGCCGUGUACGGUUUCCUGCGCUGGUCUGAUUCCCUCUUCCAGCAUGCUGAAGAGUAAACAGAGGGAGCAGUGGUGGUGUCAGCCGCUACAGGUUCAUACCUGCAUCAGACCCUUGACGCUGCCUGAUGAGGAGGACGAUGGAACGCUUGCUGAUGACAAACACACAGUCACAGAUGAGGCCGACGCUGACAUCACUGAUGGGAUCUACCUUGCUGGUUUCCGUCAGAGUUUCCGGCUGUGGAGGAGGACGUCCUACAGGAGAAGACGUCAGUCCUGCACCUCCUGCUCGCCCAACAGCAGCGCUCUGUCCACUCCCUAUGAGGAGGUGUGUCUGUACCAGCGCCUCCCGCAGGAGAACCACCGCCUCAUUGUCCUCGUCGGUGCUUCAGGUGUCGGCGUGAAUGAACUAAGGAAGAGACUCAUCAAACUGAACCCUUCCACCUUCCAGGGACCCGUACCUCACACCACUCGUCCAAUCAGACCAGGUGAGCAGACAGGAAGAGAGUACCACUUUGUGACCAAGGAGCUGUUUGAGUACAUGGUGUGUAACCACAGGUUUGUGGAGUACGGGGAGUAUAGGGGUCACCUGUACGGGACGAGCACUGAUGCCGUAGACGAGGUGGUAAAACGAGGACGGAUGUGCAUCAUCGACGUAGAACCACGAAGCAUCCUGAUGCUGCGCACGGGGAAACUGAAGCCCUAUGUGAUCUUCAUCAAACCCCCGAGUCCUGAGAGACUGAGACAGACGAGGAGAGACGCCCGGAUCAUCACCAGCUACAGCGUGAAAAGAGCCUUCACAGAGGAGGACCUGCUGGAGGUGGAGGACUUGUCCCGACUCAUCGAGGCAAAGUACAAACAGUUCUUUGACAGCGUGCUGGUGAAUGACGACCUGCAGGACACCUGCAUCCAACUGUGCUCCAUCAUACAGGACGCCCAAGACGAACCACAGUGGAUCCCUGUGAGCUGGAGCCAGAACCAGGAGUGACAGGGAGGAGGAGGAGGAGGAGGAGGAGGAGGAGGAGGAGGGACCACUGGCUGGUGUAAGGUGUCGUUGUCCAGCUGUGUGUCAGACAGAACCAGGAGUAAAGACAAACAUAAUGUCUGGACCCAACAGAACCUCAACACAGAGGCGCCACAACAAGAGACUGAAUACUGGACAUGGAUUUUGAACAUGUGUGUGUUUUACAGGAACAUUUGUUCUGGUGCUGACAUCAGACCCGGUCUGGUUCUGUGUAUAGUCACUGUUAGGACACACUGGGUGUGAUUGUAUGAAUGAGCUGUGUUGUAUUCAGAGGUCCACUCACUGAUGUUCCAGGUCCUGUAGAGCUGCUCAGUGUCAUCUCACUGUUUAAAUAAAGUUAGAAUCUACAAACCAUC
Molecule: messenger RNA, 2501 nt
Organism: Acanthopagrus latus (yellowfin seabream)
Lineage: Eukaryota; Metazoa; Chordata; Actinopteri; Spariformes; Sparidae
Gene: mpp4a
Product: MAGUK p55 subfamily member 4
Exons: 20
Coding region: 301-2109 (602 amino acids)
Cellular component (GO): plasma membrane; adherens junction
Molecular function (GO): protein binding
Source: RefSeq, a predicted model, not a curated record